AUGGCACCUCCAACUCCUGAAGCAGAGGCACACCAGAUUCUCAUCGAUCAACUCGAUAUACACGCUAUCCCUAAGCCCUUUCGCUCCGCUCACUGGAAGCCCAAUCAACGUCGCAACAAGAACAUCAAGACAAUAAUCGGCGAUGUUAUUCGCAAGGAAGCAUCUACAAUGGCGACUCAGGACAACUCCGGCGCAGUCACUCCCUUACCCGACGAUUCUGUCACGUCUACAGACGGCGAUAUUACUCCUGCAGUCUCCACGGCAUCUGCAACUUUACAACCAAAUCUAGCACAGGCAUCACGGAACCUAUCAAAAUUAGUCCUGGAAAGGAACAUGAAGAGUAGCGGCUUCUCGUCUGCUCCAACCGCUACAUAUACGAAUAUCGAAAGCGCUCCAAGCAUGGCGCAUAACAAGCAUUAUUGUGACAUUACGGGGUUGCCAGCACCUUAUACAGAUCCAAAGACCAGGCUCAGAUAUCACAACAAAGAGGUUUUCGGGGUGAUUAGGACUCUGGGACAGGGUGUCGCGGAGCAGUAUUUAGAGGCCAGAGGGGCGCAUACAAUCUUGAAAUGA
Messenger RNA from Glarea lozoyensis ATCC 20868, 573 nucleotides. RefSeq lists its product as uncharacterized. The record is from RefSeq and is a predicted model, not a curated record. Gene Ontology annotation, cellular component: Ino80 complex. The coding region runs from base 1 to 573 and encodes 190 amino acids. Gene Ontology annotation, biological process: chromatin remodeling. The transcript has a single exon. Lineage: Eukaryota; Fungi; Ascomycota; Leotiomycetes; Helotiales; Helotiaceae.